This is a messenger RNA of Clupea harengus (Atlantic herring), 830 nucleotides long. It is a transcript of the gene erp27, whose product is annotated as endoplasmic reticulum protein 27. Gene Ontology annotation, biological process: protein folding; response to endoplasmic reticulum stress. Gene Ontology annotation, molecular function: protein disulfide isomerase activity. Gene Ontology annotation, cellular component: endoplasmic reticulum. The record is from RefSeq and is a predicted model, not a curated record. Lineage: Eukaryota; Metazoa; Chordata; Actinopteri; Clupeiformes; Clupeidae.
AUGAAGAUAUUUUUAGUUGUUGUGCUUUCUUCACUCAUAGUGUCCAUCCUUGCUGAUGAGGAGGCUCCACCGGACAGCGCCCUGCCAAGCCUGACUGAUACCCCAGCAGCAGAAGCCUUCAUCAACUCAGACGAUGUUGCCGUGAUCGGCUUCUUUGAGGGAGAGGAGAGCUAUGGCUAUAAGGAGUUUUUGGAAGCCGCUAAAGAGGUGAAGCCCAUCCCAGUGGCCGUGUGCAGUGAUAAGGAAGUGUGGACCAACUACAGAAUUGAGUCAGACACCAUCGCCAUCUUCAGAAAGGUGGAUGUGGCCCAAGAGAAUCUGCGGCUUUCGGAUGCAAAGAAAGUGGAUGCUGAUGGAUUGACACGCUUCAUCAAAAUGAAUAACAUCCGCUAUUUAACAGAAUACAAUCAAGUGACUGCCGUGGGCCUGUUUCAGUCUCAGGUGAAGACGCAUAUCCUGCUCUUCGCCAACAGGGGGAGUUCUGACUACUCCGCGCUGCAGAAGAAGCUGGGGGCUUUGGCUCCAGACUUCAGUGGAAAGUUCCUCUUCGUCCUGGUGAAUGGGGCAGUGAAAGGUAACGCCCGCUCCCUGGAAUACUUUGGCCUGGUGUCACGUGACCUGCCGCGCGUGGGCCUCUACGACAGCGACCUGGACAAGAAGUGGCUCAUGCCGAAGGGGAAGAUCACCAAAGACGGCGUGCGUGCGUUCUGCCAGUCCUUCCUGGAUGGAAAACUCCAGGAAACAAAAGAAGCGGGCGAACCCGAAGCUAAAACCGAGCUCUGAGAAUACUGUCUAAUCUGAAUAAAAACCUUUUUACUGUGAAAACAUAA